UCGUGAUUUUAAUGGCGCUCGCCUUCGCCGCCCUUUUUGGCAUAGUGCCAGCGGUUUACAGGGCGCAAAGGCAGGUCGUACGCUUCGUGACUUUAAGCGCACCUUUCUGACCUCAGAUUUGACAGCCGAUCCUACAGCUAUACAGGUCCACCCGUGGACGAGAUCACAGAUCCUGGCGCAGGACUCGCGCUGACUUCCUUUCCCAUGGGAGGCGGCGGUCUUCUGAUGUAUUACGCAGCUGGCGGCUACGUGCUCGAGAAUGUCCACACAGACAUGUACGGUUGGAGCUUGCCCAAUCACAAAACUAUUGUGAAUCCCAGAGGCACCGUCUCAGCCUCUGAGCAAGGUCCUGUCGUUGCAACGUCAUACUACGUGAACAACACGUAUACUCGUCAAGUCUUCUUCACCAAUACUGAAGGAGCCAUUUACACGACCACGAGCAAGGACUUCAGCCUCGCCAACGCCAUCACCUGGAACCCGCCAAUGAAGGUAUCCUCAGAUAUUCUUGCGUCAGUUCAGGUAACCGGCCUGGCGGUUUGUGUCGACAACGCGACCGACGGACUAGAUGGGAUGCGCUUGUACUACGGAUCGGGCUCUGGAAUCCUACAGGAGCUGCAAUACUCAUUCGCCAGGCCUGCAUCUGGCUGGAUCCAAGGUCGGAAUUGGACCGAAGCGGACCACACGUCUGGUGUGGACUGUAUUAUCAAUGACGCCAGCUCGAGUAUCAGUGUGUUCUGGAGAAACGUCAAUACUGGCAGCAUUCAGCAGGCCGUGCAAAAUUUUGGUAUUGCCGCAGGCAAUCGGCCAAAUGUCACUAGUACCACAUUCACGUCAACCACCACCACGAUGAGUCCGUCAGCCACAACUUUUGAUCUGGCUGUGAAAAGAUCUGAUUCCACCACGGGUGGCUGGACGAUUUACAAUGUUACAACCGCAGCCAUGGCCGCCGGCUCCGACCUGACCGUCUGCAGCGACACUGCGCAGACGCAAUAGUACGACUCCUCCCUCUUCUAUCGAGUAUUGUCGUCUAACUAUUCAUUCCCUUAACAGCGUUUUCUUCCAAUCCCCAACCGGUACCAUCACCCGUGGCGUACUUCCCAACAACAACAACCACCGCUUUGAUACACCACUGAACGACCUUAAGCUCGGAAGGAAAAAUACGAAACUUGCCGCUACAUACUUCAAGGGCCAGACGUCGUAUCUGUACCAGACGAGUGCCGACACGUACAAAGUCUGGCUAUCAUCCGUGGGUCGUACGGGCAUCGAUCCCACGAAUGCGACGGCGGUACAAGCUUUCAAUGUGCAAGAAUUGCCUUAUAUCUAAUGGCGGGGUUUCCCUUGAGUCAAGGCAAAUUCACUUCUA
This is a messenger RNA of Dissoconium aciculare CBS 342.82, 1363 nucleotides long. RefSeq lists its product as uncharacterized. The coding region runs from base 205 to 993 and encodes 262 amino acids. The transcript has 3 exons. The record is from RefSeq and is a predicted model, not a curated record. NCBI's taxonomy places the organism in Eukaryota, Fungi, Ascomycota, Dothideomycetes, Mycosphaerellales, Dissoconiaceae.